Messenger RNA from Mycotypha africana, 183 nucleotides. RefSeq lists its product as uncharacterized. The transcript has a single exon. The record is from RefSeq and is a predicted model, not a curated record. The annotation marks the transcript as partial. Lineage: Eukaryota; Fungi; Mucoromycota; Mucoromycetes; Mucorales; Mycotyphaceae.
CUUGCAGCAUACAUGCCUCAAGAUAUCCAAAACUGGUUAUCUCGUCGUCCACCACCAGUUCUCGCAAAGUGGCACUCGAUGAGAGAAUCAUUAAUCGGUAGAUUUGGCAUUUAUGAAGAGAUUGACUACCGAAGACGUUUGAAGGGACUCAAAAAAUGUCAAAAAAUGUCGAAAAGAAGUUAA